GCUCUUCAUAUUUAAAGCGAAUGUUUUGCGCUCACGAGUCAAAUUUUUUCAAACGUUUUGGUUGCGUCGCCGCUCCUCCGACCCACAUAGAUGGGCACCAACUUUAUCUGAAAAACGCCCGCUAAAUUACAACAAUGAAGUGGGUUUUAGGGGGAAGGAUGCAAGAAAAAGAUGACGGGGGCAAAUUAACGCAAUAUCUUGCUGUGUUAAGUGCCACUGUCGUUCUCUUCACGUCCGGUCUGUACCAGGGAUGGCCUGCUCCAUCGUUAACCAAAAUAUUUUCUGACGAGUACCCAUUCGAAGUUAAUGAAGAGGAAGGCUCGUACAUUACCAUAAUUGGACCGAUGGGACACGUAAUUGGUGGUUUCAUAUGGUCUUAUCUUUUAGACAAGAUUGGAAGAAAGAAGGCUUUGUUGACUAUCUCGAUACCACAGAUUCUGUCCUUUGGUCUUAUAUUCUUCUCGUCUUACGGAAAGUACCUCCUCUACAUCGCAAGAGUGUUGGGUGGUAUGGGCGAAGGUGCUUCAUUUACGGUGGUGCCUGGCUAUAUAGCGGAAGUCGCCGAACCAGAAGUACGAGGAAUUUUAGGUUCUUUCAUAUGUUCAUCAAUUAGUAUCGGUCUCUUGGUCAUCAAUUUGGUGGGAUCUUUCAUGGAUAUCCAUGCCACCGCUCUGGUUUGCCUCGCGUUCCCCAUAUUCUUCCUAUUGAUAUUCAGUAUCAUGCCAGAGACACCAUAUUUUCACUUAAUGAACAAAGACGUCGAAAAAGCAAGAGAAUCUUUGCAGAUUUUGCGACGACAACACAAUGUGGAGAAAGAGUUGAAGCAGCUAACGGCCGAUGUAGAACGGCAGAUGUCGGAAAGAGGAACAUUCAAAGACUUAUUCUUUAUAGAUUCCAACAGAAGGGCUUUAAUAAUGGUGGUAUGCAUGAGGUUUUUCGGUUUAUUCAGCGGAGCUGUAGCGUUUGCGUCUUACAACCAAAUCCUAAUCGCCCAGUCGACGAAUAUAGACCCAACCCUGGGUUCCACGAUUAUCUUAAUAAUUUUAAUAGCCACCGUUUUCUUGUCUUGCUUUUACAUUGACCGUAUUCGCAGGAAAACGUUGUUCACAGUUUCUUCCGCGUUUGUUUCUCUAUCCCUAUUUAGCCAAGCAAUUUUCUUGACCAUCAGAGACUAUACGUCAGUUGAUGUAUCGUCCUGUUCAUGGCUUCCCCUGCUUAUAAUGAUCAUUUUCAAUUUCGCCUUCAUGGCUGGAAUCGGAGUGGGUGCCAACAUUUUCAUAGGAGAAAUCUACUCCACUAGCAUAAAAUCCAAAGCUAUGUUCAUAGGGUCGGUGGUGUUCAGCACAUGCGUGAUCUCCACGACCAAGUUUUACCAAUAUACCGCGGAUAACCUGGGACUGGCUGUUCCGUUCUAUUGUUUCGGGAUAAUUACCUUUUUCGGGACGCUGUUUUACCACUUCGUUAUGGUGGAAACGCAGGGAAAAUCUCUGGAAACCAUACAGCGGGAGCUCAAGGGGAUGAAGGAUACGCCUAAAUCGACUGCUUGACACCGUGAAAAGGAAUCGUUUAUAUGACUGUGAUAUUUUUCAUCUUGCUUUCUAAAUACAU
Molecule: messenger RNA, 1608 nt
Organism: Cylas formicarius (sweet potato weevil)
Lineage: Eukaryota; Metazoa; Arthropoda; Insecta; Coleoptera; Brentidae
Product: facilitated trehalose transporter Tret1-like
Exons: 3
Coding region: 135-1547 (470 amino acids)
Biological process (GO): transmembrane transport
Cellular component (GO): membrane
Molecular function (GO): transmembrane transporter activity
Source: RefSeq, a predicted model, not a curated record